Messenger RNA from Seriola dumerili (greater amberjack), 1063 nucleotides. It is a transcript of the gene psma1, whose product is annotated as proteasome subunit alpha 1. Lineage: Eukaryota; Metazoa; Chordata; Actinopteri; Carangiformes; Carangidae. Gene Ontology annotation, biological process: ubiquitin-dependent protein catabolic process. The record is from RefSeq and is a predicted model, not a curated record. The coding region runs from base 65 to 853 and encodes 262 amino acids. Gene Ontology annotation, cellular component: nucleus; proteasome core complex; proteasome core complex, alpha-subunit complex. The transcript is spliced from 10 exons.
AGGAAAAUAAAUCAAGUCAGGAUUAGAGCACCGGCAGAGAGAGACGACACAUUUAAAAGCAGAGAUGUUCCGCAAUCAGUACGACAACGAUGUGACAGUGUGGAGCCCGCAGGGCCGUAUUCAUCAGAUCGAGUAUGCCAUGGAGGCAGUGAAACAAGGCUCUGCAACUGUAGGACUCAAAUCGAAAACCCAUGCAGUCCUGGUUGCCCUAAAGAGAGCCCAGUCUGAACUGGCUGCCCACCAGAAGAAGAUCCUCCAUGUUGACAACCACAUCGGCAUCUCCAUCGCUGGACUUACUGCUGACGCCAGACUGCUCUGUAACUUCAUGCGUCAGGAGUGCCUGGACUCCAGAUUUGUCUUCGACAGGCCCCUCCCCACGUCACGUCUCGUCUCUCUUGUUGGCAGCAAAACCCAAAUCCCAACACAGAGGUAUGGAAGGAGGCCCUAUGGUGUAGGACUCCUCAUUGCUGGUUUUGAUGACAUGGGACCUCACAUCUUCCAGACCUGCCCAUCAGCCAACUACUUUGACUGCAAAGCCAUGUCAAUCGGAGCGCGCUCUCAGUCUGCACGCACCUACCUGGAGAGAUGCAUGGACAAGUUUUCUGACUGUAAUCUGAAUGAGCUGGUGCAGCAUGGCCUCCGUGCUCUGAGAGAAACCCUCCCCACCGAGCAGGACCUCACCACCAAGAAUGUUUCCAUUGGCAUCGUGGGGAAGGACAUGGAGUUCAUCAUUUAUGAUGAUGAUGAUGUUGCCCCCUUCCUGGAGGGACUGGAGGAGAGGCCACAGAGAAAGGUUGCCCAGCCCGCAGAUGAACCUGCUGGAGAGGCACCCGAUGAGCCAAUGGAGCACUGAGGCAGCGAUUCCUGCAGAUCCCAGACCAACCUGACACUUAACUGCAACUCACCAGAGUAAUUCUUAGAGGGGAAAGUUGUUGUUGUGAUGUGCCACUUGCUAAACUGUUCCAAAUAUCCAAAAUAUUCUCUGCUGACAUCAGCCAGUGUGAUGUUGCUUUUGUAUGAGUAAAGUCCAUUAUACAAGUAAUAAACUCUUUUUUUGAAUUGU